This is a messenger RNA of Didymodactylos carnosus, 585 nucleotides long. Lineage: Eukaryota; Metazoa; Rotifera; Eurotatoria; Philodinida; Philodinidae. The record is from the annotation of a GenBank genome assembly.
AUGAUGGCGAAAACAUUGAUCAUAGUAGCGGUUCUAUUAUUAUCAACAACAACAACAACAACUUUCAGUGCAUCGCUUGCUUCAAUACAAAAAUUACGAAAAUUAAAAUCUGAUCCAACAGAAUCACAAAGAUUACUUGACUUAGGUGCUGGUACAAACGUAUAUAAAUUGGACUUUUUAGCAUCAACGCACGGUGUUGUUGCUGGACCUGGCGGAAAAGAAAUUCAAGCAUCGAUCUAUGAUUUUCCGGCUUUAACCGCACAAGGUACUGCGAUGAUUGUUGGCUUUCUAAAACCAUGUGGAUUUAUCUUACCACAUGUACAUCCGCGUGCUACAUCGAUGUUUGUUGUUACUGAAGGUGAUAAUGUUCAAACUGGUUUUUAUAAUGAUCACACAGGAAGAUUUGUAAUAACACCAUUAAAACAAUAUCAGGGAACUGUAUUUCCACAAGGUGCAUUACAUUUUGAACAAAAUUUAAGUUGUAAACAAGCUGUAUUUGUUGCCGGUUAUAAUAAUGUUGAUCCCGGUAAGUCUGACCUUUUUAAAAAUGUUAUUUCUAUCGGCAUACGUACAAAGGUUAGUUAG